Messenger RNA from Trichomonas vaginalis G3, 4104 nucleotides. RefSeq names its product DNA polymerase alpha catalytic subunit family. The record is from RefSeq and is a predicted model, not a curated record. Gene Ontology annotation, molecular function: purine nucleotide binding; single-stranded DNA binding; DNA replication origin binding. Bases 1 to 4104 code for a protein of 1367 amino acids. NCBI's taxonomy places the organism in Eukaryota, Parabasalia, Trichomonadida, Trichomonadidae. Gene Ontology annotation, cellular component: alpha DNA polymerase:primase complex. Gene Ontology annotation, biological process: lagging strand elongation; mitotic DNA replication initiation; leading strand elongation. The transcript has a single exon.
AUGUCCGAAAAAGGACAAACAGACGAAACUCAAUCUUAUAUUGAUUCAGAUUCAGAACAGAUUGCAGAUAGCAUAAUUCCAGAUGAGCAAGAGCAAUCAAAUCCAGAAUUAAAAGCAAUAUCUCCAUUAAGAGAGACAAUUUAUAGCGAUAUCGUUACAUCAUCUCUUAGUUUAAAGAGAUCAUCAGAUAAUAAUGACCAAGACAUUGAUUUUGUCUGUGAUGCAGAUGGAAUUAUUCCUUUAUCAUUGACAAAAACAGUCGAAAAAGUCGAGAAAUACAACUUCAAUUUCGGAAAAGAGCUAACUCUCAAACAAGUACCAAAGAUUACAUAUGAUGUCAGGUUAGUUGACGAAAAUACAAUCGACUUCUUCUUGUUACACAUACAUGAAGAAGAUAAUAAGCUUUUUCUAUUCGGAAAGAACGUUUGUAUCGAUACAUCCACAACUAUUUGCAUACAAAUUACGAAUCCAAUUUAUUAUCUCUAUUUUUAUCCGAUUGUCGGCCACGAAGAUGAUUUAAUUGAUGAAAUUAGAGAACUAAGUAUCGAAAUGAAUGGAUAUCUUAUCAGUUACGAGUACAAAAAUCUAAAUUAUUGUUUUGGAACAGAAAAUUUAGACAAAAACACGAAAUGGUUGGAAUGCCAACUUCCAGCAACUUGUGAUGUGAAGAACUUCCCUCAGAAUGGAAAGAACUACUUCUUGUUGAUAGGAAGAACAUACAGUUUGACAGAAAAUUUUGAAAUGACUCAGAAAAUUAAAGGACCUCAAUUUUUGAGAGCGAAAAAUUUGACACAAAAAGAUCCUGUCACUUUUUGUCCAAUGUUUUGUGUUAAUUCUAUUUUUGAUGUAGAAAUCAUUGAGAAGAAGAUCGACAGAUUACCACCGCCAUUGAAUGUUUGUGUUAUAUCUAUUGGAACUUAUUUUAAUGAAGAAAAGAAAACUCAUGAGAUAUAUCUAUUGAAUGUCAGAGUUUUCAUGAACCAUAAAUUCCAUAAAUAUCAGGAUAACAUUGUUCACACUUUCAUAACUUCGCCUAGUCCUGAUAUAAAACUUAGAACUGAAUUAAUUUUCACUAAUUUAAAAAGUGACAAAUCACGUCAUCAUUCAAAAAGUGACAAAUCUAAGAACACAAACAAACACAAAGAGAAAUCAAAAAAUUCAAAAAGUGACAACACAAACAAAAAUGAAGAAAUAUCUCAUAUUUCAAAAAGUGACAUAAAUAAAAGUGACAAAGCAAAAGCUUCUGAUACUAAAAAUCAAAAUGAAGAAAAACAUAAAAUCCCAAAAAGUGACACCAAUAAAAGUGACAAAGAUAAAGGAGAAAAAGUGAAUGAUGAAAUUUUUGUUGGAAAUGAAACAAAAUGUGACAAAUUUAAAGAUGAUAAAACACAAACAAGAGAAGUAUUGUUAGAAGCUGAAGAAUAUGUUGAACCAAAACAAGAAGAUACAAAAUUGAAUGCAAAUUUGUCAGAAAGAGUCACUUUUUAUUCAUCAGAGAAGAAACUUUUGAAAAACUUUGUUAGAUUGAUUGACAAACUUGAUAUUGAUAUUUUAGCAUCAUAUACAAUGUUUACCAAUGAUAUCCAAGUAAUAUUUGACAGAAUGAAGACAUUAAAUGUCGAAGAAUGGUUCAGAAUUGGAAGAUUAAACAGAUCCACACAAAUAAAAACAUCAAAAUACAACGCAAGUUUCUGUUUGAGUGGAAGAAUUGCUGUAGAUAUUAGAACUAAUUUAAGAGAAUUUCUGAAUUUGCCAGCAAAUGAUUUAUCAUCUGUUUCUCUCCAAGAAUUCGGAAUCAAAAGACAACAAAUAGAAAAUGUUGACAUUUUGAAAGAAAUCAACGAUAGAAAUAAGGUUAUUUCUUUGAUUGAAUUUUUUGAAAGAGAUACGAAUAUUUUGACGAAAUUGAUGGAGAAAACAAAUCUCUUAGAAAUCACAUUCAGACUCAGUCAGAUUUCUGGAUUGUUAUGGUGUAAGACCCUCAAAUCUAAACCAUCAUAUAGAUGCGAAUCAAUUUUGUUGCAUUCUUUCAAAGAGAAAAAUUUUGUUUUACCAGAUAAAAAACAAAAAGCGGAUUUCGCUCCUAAAUCUAAACUCGGAAAAUACAGAGGAGCAACAGUUCUUCAGCCAAAGAAAGGUUUUUAUGAUACAAUUAUCGUUUUACUUGACUUCACUUCACUUUAUCCAUCCAUUAUUUCUGAAUACAAUUUAUGUUUUACUACUGUUGAUAAAAGGAAUCCGAACUCUGAAGAAGCAGUGAAUUGUGGAAGAAAAGGAAUUUUGCCAGAAAUCAUGGAAAAUUUGACAAAAAUGAGAAUUGAAUUGAAAAACAAAAUGAAUACUUUACAAGACGAUAAAUUCAAUUUUGACAGGUUUUUAAUUAAGCAGCAAGCAAUUAAAUCCUUGUCGAAUUCUAUUUACGGUUAUUUAGGUUUUUCUUUGUCACGUUUUGCUUCAAAUGAAAUUGCCGCAUUAAUUACAGAAAGAGGUCGAUUUGUUUUACAGAAAACAGUGGAAACUGUUGAGAGUUUGGGAAAAUUUUCUGUUAUUUAUGGAGAUACAGAUUCGGUCAUGGUAAAUACAGGAACUAAAUCUGUUGAAGAAGCAAAAAAGAUUGCAAAUGAUAUUUCUGAAAAAGUGACAAAACAAUACAAAUUUUUGAAGUUAACUGUUAGUGGAUUAUUCACUAAAAUGCUGUUAGUUGCAAAGAAGAAAUACGCUGUUACUGUUUAUGACGACGAUAAUAAAUGUCAUCGAGAAGUGAAAGGAUUAGAUAUGGUCAGAAGAGAUUGGUGCCAACUAACGAAAUAUUUAUCAUCUUUUGUUUUGGAUCAGAUGAUGAAUAACGACGACAGAUCUUUGACAGUUAGAAAUUGUUUGUCUGAAUUCCACAAUGUUGCAAAAUUACUUAGAAAAUCUAAUAAUGAUGAACAAAAUUCAUUGUUUUAUUAUGAUGAAAAUUUCUCUCUUCAUAAUAAAUCAAAUAAAAAUGAUGUUGACAAAAAGAAUGACAAAAUUAAUUCAAAUGAAAAUGAAAAACAAAACUCUAAAAAUGAAUUAAAAAGUGACAAAAUAAAUUCAAAAGAAAAUGAUAAAGAAAAUUCUAAAAAUAGUGUGAAUGAAAAUGAAUCAAAAAGUGAAACAAAGGAUAAGAUUAAUUCUAAUGAAAAUGAUGAUGAACAAAAAAGUGUCAAUUUUCUAUCAAAAAGUGACACAGAAUCAAGUUCUAUUCCAAAUUAUCAAGAAGUUAAAAGUUAUUCUUCUUCAUUAAAAAGUGACAAAUCUGACACAAAAAGUGACGGUGAAGAAAGCAAUUCAUCUAAAUCAUUUCAUUUGAAGAAAAUUACAAAAGAGAUGUUGAUUAUUUACAGACAAUUAAACAAGAAAAUCAGUGAGUAUUCAGACAAAAGAAAUAAUCCUCAUGUUUCUAUCGCAUUGAGAAUGAUGAAAAGAGGAGAAAAAGUUCCACAACAUGCGACGAUACCAAUGAUAGUCACUUCACCUGAUGUUAGAGAAUUAUGUGACAAAGUGAAGUUGCCAGAUGAAGUGAAAGACAUGUCAGAAAUUGACAGUCAAUGGUAUCUUGUCAAUCAAAUUUUGCCACCAAUAAUUCGCUUGUUUGCUCCUUAUGAACAUGUUGGAAGUUCAACAAUUGGAAGGAGUUUGGGAUUGACAGUCAUGGAGACAAAAAAGAAUAUUAAUGAUUCAUAUGAGAACUCAUUUAAUGAAGAUAUUCCACAUCAACGAGAAUUGUUUUAUCAAUGUCAAUUAUGUGGUAAAAAGAUUAGAUUUGCACGAGAUUAUUUGUGUUCAUUGAGAUGCAGUAAUUGUUGUGAAACACAUAAUUGGAAGAUUGUUUCAAAUUUAUUAGUACAAAAUGUACGAGAAUUUAUAUCAGAAUCUGUGAAAGAUAACAUGAAUGAUUCUGAAUUACAUUCAACAUUGCGAUAUUUUCUUGGAAUAUUCACAAACAAAAAAGUAUUGACCGAAGAUGAUGAAGACUUCGAAGAAUUCAGAUGUUACAUGGAACGACGAAUUUCCUCAAUGCUUGAUGGACACAUUUAUAACCAUGUUGAUAUUUCUUCUUUAAUUUCUUUUAAAUAA